Acaulospora morrowiae is the source of this 1052-nucleotide messenger RNA. The record is from the annotation of a GenBank genome assembly. NCBI's taxonomy places the organism in Eukaryota, Fungi, Glomeromycota, Glomeromycetes, Diversisporales, Acaulosporaceae.
AUGAGCCUUUGGGUAGAUAAAUACCGGCCCACUUCACUUGAAGAAUUGACUUAUCAUCAAGAUUUGUCGCAUCUGAUUAAGACUAUGACAAGUGCAAGUGAUUUUCCACACUUGCUCAUGUAUGGUCCCUCGGGUGCAGGAAAAAAAACGCGAAUCUGUUGCAUCCUAAAAGAAUUAUUUGGAGAGGCUGUUGAAAAGAUUAAGGUUGACCAACGAACAUUUGUCACACCUUCAAAUAAAAAAUUGGACGUGAAUAUCGUAUCUAGUGUUUAUCACCUAGAACUGACUCCAAGUGACGUUGGGAAUUAUGAUCGCGUGGUCAUCCAAGAGUUGAUAAAGGAUGUUGCGCAAACUCAACAAGUAGAUGUAAAAGCUAAGCAACGUUUCAAAGUUAUUGUAAUCAAUGAAGCUGACGCGCUUGGUCGUGACGCACAAGCGGCAUUACGUCGCACGAUGGAAAAAUAUAUUUCGAAUAUAAGGAUAAUUUUUUGUUGUGGUACUACGAGUAAAAUCAUAGCACCUAUUCGAAGCAGAUGCUUACUCGUUAGGGUGGCUGGGCCUACGGUCGAGGAGAUUGCCAAGGUUAUUAGGAAUAUAGCAGAAAAGGAAAAUAUAAGUUUGCACAAUGAUCUAGCAAUUCGUAUUGGUGAAAGAUCCGAGGGAAAUCUAAGAAAGGCUAUUCUGACAUUCGAGUCUAUGGUCAUGCAACAACCUAAUUUAGGUAGCAACUCCGAAAUACCUUUACAAGAUUGGGAAGGUUUUGUGGAAAGUGUAGCAAAAACCAUUAUGAAAGCGCAAACACCUACAAAUGUACUGAAAGUGCGAACCGAUCUCUAUGAAUUGUUGAACCAUUGUAUUCCUGCAUCUGUCAUUCUAAAGAAACUGGCAUUUACCCUCAUAAAAAAUGUGCACGAAAACAUCAAAACUAGUAUUUGUGCAGAGGCUGCAUUUUAUGAACAUCGGUUGAGGACUGGGCAAAAAGCGAUAAUUCAUCUUGAAGCAUUUGUGAUUAAAGUCAUGUAUUUGAUAUUGAGUGAAAAGAAUAAAAUGAG